Molecule: messenger RNA, 762 nt
Organism: Rosa chinensis
Lineage: Eukaryota; Viridiplantae; Streptophyta; Magnoliopsida; Rosales; Rosaceae
Product: secreted RxLR effector protein 161-like
Exons: 1
Coding region: 1-762 (253 amino acids)
Source: RefSeq, a predicted model, not a curated record
AUGUCAAAGGGUGACAAAUUGACUAAGGAACAAUGCCCUCAAAAUGAGAUUGAAAGAGAGAAUAUGAAGACUAAGCCUUAUGCACAGCUUGUAGGUAGUUUGAUGUAUGCACAAGUGUGCACUAGACCUGACCUAGCCUAUGCAGUAGGCAUUUUGUCAAGAUUUCAGUCCAAUCCAGGCCCUGAGCAUUGGAUAGCAGGCAAGAAGAUUUUGAGGUACCUUCAGAGAACAAAAGACCAUCUGUUAGUGUAUAGAAGAGUCAAGGAACUUGAGGUUGUAGGCUACUGUGAUCCAGAUUUUUCCAGUCACUUUCCUUCCUCCAAAAAGUCUACCUCAGGUUAUGUUUUCACACUUGCAGGAGGAGCCAUUGCUUGGAGAAGUGUCAAGCAAACCUUGAUUGUCACUUCUACAAUGCAGGCUGAUUUUAUAGCUAUUUAUGAGGCUGUUUGUGAAGGACUUUGGUUGAAAAAAAUUCUGGUUCAAACCAAGGCAGUUGAUAGCAUUGUUUCAAAACCUUUGAAAUUUUACUGCGACAAUUCAGUUGUAUUGUUCUUUACCAGGAACAAUAAGAGGUCUACUAACUCCAAACACAUAGACUUUAAAUAUUACAGUGUGAAAGAAAGAGUCAAGCAUAGGGAAAUUGAAGUUUUGAAGGUUGGUACUGAUUUUCAGUUGGCUGAUCCCUUUACAAAGGCCAUGAUAGUGGCUGCUUUCAAGCAACAUGCUACUGAAAUUGGCAUUUUGUCAAACUUGGAUGCUUGA